Messenger RNA from Contarinia nasturtii (swede midge), 1438 nucleotides. Its product is annotated as cap-specific mRNA (nucleoside-2'-O-)-methyltransferase 1-like. The annotation marks the transcript as partial. The transcript is spliced from 2 exons. NCBI's taxonomy places the organism in Eukaryota, Metazoa, Arthropoda, Insecta, Diptera, Cecidomyiidae. Gene Ontology annotation, biological process: 7-methylguanosine mRNA capping. The record is from RefSeq and is a predicted model, not a curated record. Gene Ontology annotation, molecular function: methyltransferase cap1 activity. Gene Ontology annotation, cellular component: nucleus; cytoplasm.
UUUAUGAAUCGAGCAGCAGUAAAAAUGGCCAACAUGGAUGCAUUGUGCGAUUUUAUGUUUACAAAUCCAGUCGACGAAAAAGGAAUUCCACUUGUGAAAGAGGAUGAACUGUUGUAUUUUGCCGAUGUUUGUGCUGGUCCAGGAGGUUUUUCCGAAUACGUUCUAUGGCGCAAACAAUGGGAAGCAAAAGGAUUUGGUUUUACAUUGAAAAGUGAGAAUGACUUUAAGCUUGAUAAAUUUUUGGCCGGCAAUCCAGAAACAUUUGAUACGUAUUACGGUGUGAAAGGCGAUGGAAACGUGUAUGAUCCAGAGAACAUUGAAUCAUUCACGGAUUAUGUACGGAAACAAACGCCGGUGGGUGUUCAUUUAAUGAUGAGCGAUGGUGGUUUUUCGGUCGAAGGCCAGGAGAACGUACAAGAAAUCCUAUCGAAACAAUUGUACGUAUGUCAAUGCCUAACAGCACUGUCAAUCGUCCGCGAUGAUGGCCAUUUUGUGACAAAAGUUUUCGAUUUAUUCACAUCAUUCAGCGUGGGACUCAUUUAUCUCAUGUAUAAAUGCUUUAAAAAGAUCAGCAUCAUUAAGCCAAACACAAGUCGGCCAGCCAAUUCCGAGCGAUAUUUAGUGUGCAAGUGGAAAAAGCCCAACACAGAUGCCAUUCGACGCUAUUUAUUCAAAGUCAAUAUGCAUCUCUUCCAAAAUCAAAAUACAAAUUCAGAUAUCGCUGAAUUGGUGCCAUUUGAGGUGAUAAAAAAAGAUGAAAUAUUUUACAAUUACAUUUGCCAGAGCAACAACAUAAUUGGCAAAAAUCAAGUGAUUUCUUUGCACAAGAUUGCCCAUUUCAGUGAACACACCAAUUUACGCGAGUCACAGCAACAACAACAAUGCAAAAAUGAUUCAUUAUCCCUUUGGAAACUACCGAAUGUACCGAAUGUACCGAAUAAAAUGCGAAAAGCGCCCAUAAAACCAUCAACAGAUCAAAUCAUAAAAGCUCUCAUGGGUAAUUGGUAUCCGGAAAGACGAUCCUUGUUGGAAUCAGUUGAAAGAACCCUAACACUUGAAACAAAUUUCCACGGCACAUUUUUCGAUAAAUCGGACUGGGCAUUCGUUCCGAUCGAUGUGGUCGAAAAUAGCUGCAAAACGAUACGAACAUUCUUCAUGAGCAAGGGCAAUUCGGAUGUAUUUAAAUACACGAAAAAUGGUUCAUGGGAACGGUUGACGGAAAUAGUCGUCGAAAUUACACCGAAUACAUUGUUCUAUGGCGAAAUCGUCAAGGAGUUGAAAGGAGAGAGUAAAGGUCAAACGCAUACCUAUGCAAUGCAUAUAAUUGAUGGUAUCGUUCUCGGUGGCAAGGACAUUCGCAAUUUAGGACUGCAGAAGCGGAAUCGUCUGUGCCAUCAAUUUGCCGAAUCAUUAAAUAAACCACAGAAAGAGAUCACUA